UAUUUUUUAAUAAUAUUUUAUCAAUGUGAUUUUAUCCGGAGAUUAACACCGUGUGGCCUGAUCUACUCGCUCCGUUAUAUAGCUUCAGUUCAGUAUACAUAACUUCACCAUUACUUACACCAUGCAUAACUUCAUCAAUGUGCUCGUUACCACCGAAAGUUGGCAACUUUCACGCAUCGUAUUACCCGCGAUAAGAGCAAGAGUCGAUAAAUUCAAGCAACUCGGCGGAAGCAAUAAUCACGAAAAUGAACGUUUUACUCCAGAAACAUGGAGCUAAACACAUAUAUAAGGUCCCGGAAGGAUUACGCGAACUAUGCACCGACAUCGCACGCGAGGUUCUACGCUCGCAACCGAGGAACAUUUAUUGCUUCGUUGCUGAUUAUGUUGAAGCGCUUUUGAUCACACGGGAAAAUGCUAAAGUCGCGGUGAAAGUCGUAAACAAUAUUUUAUUGGGGAGCCAGGCCAUCGUGGGUGUACUUCACCGGAGCGGCUUGAGUUUAGAGCAGAUCGCCCGCGCCGCGCCCAGGAUUCAGACGGCGUUCCGCGCGUACUUGGACGCGGUAGACAUGCGAGCGGCCCAGGUGUGCGACGACGCGACUUGCGACGAGAGAUCCAAGGUAUCUCUGCAAAGUAUUCUGCAAGCGACGGGGGUCCCGCUGGAACAGGCGGAGAAGCAUGCCACGAUAAUACAAGCAGCUUUCCGCGGGCAUUACGAGAGGAUGCUGUUAAACGAGUCCCGCGGCAUGAUUCAAUGGCAACGGGCGGCAGCAAGGACCCUCGAGAUUUUGAGGAAGGCAGGAGCUUCGCAAGCGGAAGCGUCGAAAGCCGCCAUUCUAAUACAGGCUACUUACCGCGGGUACUACACGAGAAGGAACCUAAAAAUGAAAAUGAAGGAAGAAAAAGAAAGCGAGGUAGACAUAAUAGAACCCGGAGAGGCCGUUCAAGCAGUAGCUUGGCUGGAUACGAUGUACGAAGAAUCAGGACUGACACCGAUGAGAGCAAACGAAGCUGCGUCCGUUAUACAGAAAGCUUACAGACGAUAUCGCCAGAAAAGAAGUGACGCUAAUCCAUCGGUAGAAUCAACGAGAUCAGCGGUGACGGGAGCAAUUCUAAAAAAUUUGCAUCAAAAGGUUUUCGACGAAGUCAUGGCCCGCGUAGAGAUCCCCACGGAAUUCGGUGAUCGAGAGGACUUGAUGGAAGCUGGCGAGGAACUUCAACGUGUUUUUAAUAAUCGAUUGAUGCGUGCUCGCUUGGCGGAGGAAGAAUACAGCGAAGAGAACCCCGUUCACGUAGAAGAGUUCGACGAAUCGUUUAAAAAACUGGUGGACAAUGGCAUGUAUUGGAUCGACAUGGCGGAAGAUUGGCAAAAAGGUCGAGAAAUCGAAGUAGAGUCGGAACGUGACGAAGAAACAGACACGUACGUGCAAGACUAGUGGACUCGGAGAGAGAGCCGAACUUUCCGCGAGGGGAAGAGAAAAGCGUCGCGAUGCUGCGGAAUCCUUUUCAGAGACCGGCGGGAUGAGCCAAUUAACAUGGAAGCUGCGGGUGAACGGUGCGAGAAAAGAAUCGAGACAACGAGCACAAAGAGUCCAGCAAGCGAAAAGCUGCCGAAUGCCGGAGACACCGCGGAUUUUAAUGCACAUGCUUACGUUCGAUAACUCCGUUAACGUUCCGCGCUUCUGUAGCGAGCUUAAAAUUUCCCCGGACGGAAACUGGCUCUCUAGCAUGCGUAUUACGAGUAAAACGAGUUAAAAGUUAAUUGUCCCGCCUAUGCAACGUUAAUUUAAUUCGGACAAUACAGGCUAAACGGUUUCAUGGACUUGUCGAAAAUUUGAUUUGCAUAAUUUUUAUUCUCAACGUUUAGCGUUUUAAUACUCUGUUACUAUUUCGCUGCGUUAAUACGGCGGGCAAAUAUUGCAAAAAAAAAGUUUUUAGUUGGAACGGAAAAAGGUGUAAAAGUUGCGAGGAUUUUGCUUAAAUUUUUCA
Molecule: messenger RNA, 1986 nt
Organism: Temnothorax curvispinosus
Lineage: Eukaryota; Metazoa; Arthropoda; Insecta; Hymenoptera; Formicidae
Exons: 9
Coding region: 246-1433 (395 amino acids)
Molecular function (GO): calmodulin binding
Source: RefSeq, a predicted model, not a curated record